Molecule: messenger RNA, 4762 nt
Organism: Hypomesus transpacificus
Lineage: Eukaryota; Metazoa; Chordata; Actinopteri; Osmeriformes; Osmeridae
Gene: ksr1a
Product: kinase suppressor of ras 1a
Exons: 21
Coding region: 268-3261 (997 amino acids)
Biological process (GO): protein phosphorylation
Molecular function (GO): protein kinase activity; ATP binding
Source: RefSeq, a predicted model, not a curated record
GAGAGAGAGAGAGAGAGAAGACAGAGCCUCUCAGCUAAACGGACAGAACACACAGCCCUAGCGCUACCGGACUUUGCACUGCCUUGUUCUAUGAUAUUAUCAUCAGCGACCAUCGUUUUCAUUUCACCCCAAUACAAUUAUUGAGUUAUUUGGGAGAUUUCAACCGGGACAUUCGUUAAGUUCCGUUAUAUCGCGUCGCCGUUGCAUGUGCAUUUCAACAGUCACAGUUUGACUCAAGCCCUAAAAGCGGAGCCCAAAUGCCGAGGAAUGGAUAGUGUGACUGAUAACGGUGGAAAGAUGGUCGAGAGUGAUGAGCACUCGGAGAGGGAUAGCGGCGGUGGCGCAGCGAUGGCCGCGCUACAUCAAUGCGAACUCAUCCAGAACAUGAUUGAAAUCUCCAUCUCCAGUUUACAGGGGCUCCGGACCAAAUGCGCCGCAUCCAACGACCUUACACAACAAGAAAUCCGUACUUUGGAGGUGAAGCUUAUGAAGUACAUCUGCAAGCAGCUGCAGUGUAAGCGGAAGGUUCCGGAGCAGGAGCGUCCGGUGGGGCUGGACAGUUUCCCCAGGCUGGGGGACUGGCUCCGCACCAUCAACCUGCGGACGGAGCUCAUCCAGGCAGUACCAGUCCAGCUGUCCCUGGAUGCCCUGCUGCAGAUGCCGGGCUCCCAGGUCAGAGAGACCAUGAGGAGGCUAGGCUCCAGCUCUGAGGAGUGCGGCCGGCUCAGCGCUGCCCUCUCCUGCCUGAAGACUGCCACUGAGUCAGGAGGAGAGCUGAGGGAGGACGGGGGCCCAUGGCUGUCUGAGCCCCCCCGUAGAGACAGCGGCUCUCUGCUUCCCAUGGACCCCCUGGGGUGCCCGCUCCGCCCCCACAGCCCCUCCCCCCUGGCCCGGCCCUCCACCACCCCCUCCACCCCCUCCACCCCCUGCUCAGCCUGUGCGCCCGCUCGGCCUGGCUCCGUCUCCACAGCCCUGCUCUCGGAGGGGGCUUACCUCUACUCAGACACCCCCCUCACGGACCCCUUCCCCAUGUCUGCGGCCCGCGCUGACUGGCUCCAGGGACACACCUCCUCCACGCCCCCUGCCACUCCGCCCUCCAGGAGGCGUCACAGGCUGAAACCCCCCUGCACCCCCCCGCCGCCCUCCCGCAAGGUCCUGCAGCUGCUACCCAACAUUACCCUCACACGCAGCAAGAGCCACGAAUCACAGCUGGGCAACCGCAUCGAGGACCCGCCCACCAGCAAGUGCACCAAGAAGAACAAGCUGCUUCUGAACGUGCAGAUCAAUGGGAACGGGAGUGAAGACCCCUCCACGCGUUCCCCCCACCUGCCGGCCCGCACCCCCGGGGCCACGCCCGGCCCCGCCCCCGCCCCCGGCCCCGCCCCCGCCCCCUACACCCUGCCCGGCACACCCACCCUCAUGGAGGAGCACAGCAGCCUCAAGAAUAACAUGUCCGCACAUCGCGGAUCUCCACAGGCGAUCAGAAGGGAUAUCGGCCUGGCUGUCACUCACAGGUUCUCAACCAGGUCCUGGUUGUCACAGACCUGCCAGGUGUGUCAGAGGAACAUGAUGUUUGGGGUCAAGUGUAAACACUGUCGGUUAAAGUGCCACAACAAGUGCACAAAAGAGGCGCCCUCCUGUAGAAUCUCUUUUCUGCCAAUCACCAAGAUCAGGAGGACAGAGUCUGUUCCCUCUGGCAUCAACAAUCCUGUGGACCGGUCGGCAGACACUCCUCAGUUUGGGACCUUACCUAAGGCCAUCACCAAGAAGGAUCACCCUCCCGUUCUGAACCAGCUGGACUCCAGCAGCAACCCCUCCUCUACCACCUCCUCCACGCCCUCCUCCCCCGCCCCUUUCCCGCAGAGCAACCCUCCCAGUGCCACCCCGCCCCCCAACCCCUCCCCCAAGGGCCACAGGGACAACCGCUUCCACUUCCCAGCUGCCUGCUACUUUCAGCACAGACAGCAGUUCAUCUUCCCUGAUGUGUCCAGUUCUCCUACUCUGCAUCCAGAAGUCCUUCAGGACACAGGCAGCGAGACCGAGCCCUCCGCCGACCACCUGCAUGCCGACCACCUGCAACCUGAGCUGGCCGAGCAUGAAGAUGGAGAGGAGGAAGAGGAGGAAGAGGUCGAGGCUGAGGAGGAUGAAGACCCCUGCGUGGAGGAGGAAGAGGAGGAGGAAGAGGAGGAGGAAGGAGAGGAGGUGGAAGAGGAGGAGGAGGAGGAGGAGGAUGAAGGGGAUGAGAGUGAGAUAAACGGGGGCUCUGAGGGUGAGUGUGAUGGGGAUGAGCUGGAGGAUCUUCCCAGCUCGCGGGGAGGUCACUGGAAGGGCCCCAUCUCCCGCAAGGCCAGCCAGACCAGCGUGUACCUGCAGGAGUGGGACAUCCCCUUCGAGCAGCUGGACCUGGGGGAGCUCAUAGGGAAGGGCCGCUGGGGCAGGGUCCACAAGGGCCGCUGGCACGGAGAGGUGGCGAUCCGCCUGCUGGAGAUCGACGGGAACAACCAGGACCACCUGAAGCUGUUCAAGAAGGAGGUGAUGAACUACAGACAGACCAGACAUGAGAAUGUGGUGCUCUUCAUGGGAGCCUGUAUGGCUCCUCCCCACCUCGCCAUCAUCACCAGUUUCUGCAAAGGCCGGACUCUCUACUCCUUCGUCAGAGACACAAAGAACACGCUGGACAUCAACAAGACGAGACAGAUCGCUCAGGAGAUUGUGAAGGGGAUGGGCUAUCUUCAUGCAAAGGGCAUCGUCCACAAAGACUUGAAGUCCAAGAAUGUCUUUCAUGACACCAACAAGGUGGUGAUCACAGACUUUGGAUUGUUUGGGAUUUCAGGCGUGGUCCAGGAGGGGAGACGAGAAAACGAGCUGAAGCUUCCACAUGGCUGGAUUUGUUACCUAGCACCAGAGAUCGUCCGCAGGAUGAGUCCUGGAAACAACGAGGACCGCCUGCCCUUCUCCAACGCAGCUGACGUCUACGCUUUCGGCACCAUUUGGUACGAGCUCCAAGCCAGGGACUGGCCAAUCACCAACCAGCCAGUGGAAGCUACCAUCUGGCAAGUGGGGAGCGGGGAGGGCAUCAAGAAGGUCCUGGCAGAGAUCAGCCUGGGCAAGGAGGUCACGGAGAUCCUGUGUGACUGCUGGGCGUACGACCUGAAGGAGAGGCCCUCCUUCACCCAGCUGGCCGACCUCCUGGAGAAGCUGCCCAAGCUCAACCGCCGGCUGUCCCACCCUGGACACUUCUGGAAGUCUGCAGAGUUGUAGCCGUCUGUAUGAAACAUGAGCAAUGCAAAACAAACAGCCUGGCUCUGCCUUGCAUGCAACCAAAAUCCUCCGUUCUGAGAGGGUUCAUAAAAGCAUUGCCCCAGCCUGACGUCGACUCUGCUUUCCCUGAAUCUGCCUGUUCUUCCACAUCUGACAGUUGUGUUUCCUUGUGUGGGCGUGGUGGACUACCUCCCUCACCUUUCCCUUCUUGGUCUCCGAGGCCGUGUGUCCAUUUAGCGUUUUUUUCCUGGCAGAAAAGCUGUGGCGUGGUGCUGGGUAGCGCCUUAUCUCAGCAGCUCUUAGCUAGCUAGCUAUUAGUUUAAACAAUAUUUUUGUACAUUAUCGGCUAUUGUAAGUUGUCCUUAGUGGAUGUUUUCAUCUCUCUGACUGUUGAGUGCCUAGCUAUCUGAAAAGGAGCGACAGUGACAACACCAGCGCCUUUCUGAUAAGUUUACAGAUUUUCAACUAGCGGACGCACAAAAAAAUAAGGAAAAAGGACGUUGGGUCCAGCGCAUCUCUCCUCACUGGGAUCCACUGGAAACAGACGCUAGCGCUCAGAAAAGAAACGCUACAUGGACACUCAAUCUGAGACUCUUGCCUUCACCUGUGUUCUAGCUACUCUGCAUUUUGAACCUGAGGCUUUUGUAUGACUGGCUUUUGAUGUCUGCUGGGACUGAAGUAGUGUGGCCGCUGGCUGUGGGCCCUGUCCUUGGCCCGCUGCGCUCUCCUUUGCGUCUGGACAGAGGCGGCACAUCGCCCACAUGCACUGGGGCUUUAAAGGACCCCUGCACUCACUCACGCUCUCUUCUCCUCAUCCUCCGGGAGUCGAGCCACCUGUCUCCUCUUCCUUCGCUCUCUGCACUUGUGUGGUGGCAUGCGCUAGACUCGGUCACCGUGCCGACCACUGGGGUCUGUGUGGACAUAGUACUGAGCAUUAUGUCAAACCGGAACGGUCACCUUUUUGGUUUUCCGAUUCCCAUUUUGAGUGUUCGUGUAUGAAACCUUUAUUGUUUAGGUUUUGGAUGACGGAAAUGAAACGUGUCGAAAGUUUGGAGAGUGUGAUUUGAUUGAGAGUGUGAUGGGACAGUCUGUUUUUCCCCUCUUGUUUCCUGCUCAGAUGAUAGCAUAACUUAUUUUAAACGGUUCAGUGCAUAUAUAGAGAUGAAGGACUUCAGUAUACCAGUUGACAGUGUAAUACCCCUUGCUGUCAGUUUUCUGCCCACUGUCAAUGGAAUAAUAAAAGGUUAUUUAUUACUGAAGGUCGCUUGUUCAGUCACCAAGCAGGAAGUCCUUCUUGGUUGUGGGUGUUAAUAAUGUUUCACAUUUCAUCUAGUUCAGUAAAUUCAUUCACAGUUCUAGAAAAUAGAUCAGGAAACUCACACAAAAGUGUCCUAUAAUUUAUUCUGCAAACAUUACAUCUUGUGCGCACUUGUGUUAGUACUGUUGUAGAUGGCUAGCCUUUGUUCCUGUGUUUGUAUAUAAAUGUGUGUGUGUGUGUGUG